CAGUCCUGACCAAAUUCAAAUCCAAGAGCGUCGAAACAUCCACUUUCCCUCCUAAACGCAUCGUUUUCGUUUCCCCAGAAAAUUCAGAGAGAAUGGAGACCACGAAAGUCACCAAGGGCGCCGGCGGAAGAAGAGGCGGAGAGAGGAAGAAGUCGGUGUCUAAGUCAGUAAAAGCCGGCCUCCAGUUCCCCGUCGGUCGUAUCGCACGUUUCCUCAAAAAGGGCCGCUACGCCCAGCGCACCGGUACCGGCGCUCCCAUUUACCUCGCCGCAGUCCUCGAAUACCUCGCAGCCGAGGUGCUGGAGUUGGCGGGAAACGCGGCGCGUGACAACAAGAAGACGCGGAUCAACCCGAGGCACGUGCUCCUGGCCGUGAGAAACGACGAGGAGCUUGGAAAGCUCCUCGCCGGAGUGACCAUCGCAAGUGGCGGCGUGCUCCCGAACAUCAACCCAGUCUUGCUUCCGAAGAAGACCUCCGGCUCCCAGGAAGGCGAGAAGGCGCCCAAAUCUCCCAAGGCAGCAAAGUCGCCCAAGAAGGCAUAAAAUGCAUGCCGUUCUUAGAGCUAUUAAUUAAUCUAGCGGGAAUAUCUACAAAGCCUAGGGGUAUUUUGGUCUUUUGGUUAAUCUGUGUAACCAUGUGUGUAGUUUGUUGUGCAAAAAUGCAGUAGGGGUAUAUCUGGAAUUCAAUGGAAAAAUUCUGGUUUUGUGAUUAAAA
Pyrus x bretschneideri (Chinese white pear) is the source of this 714-nucleotide messenger RNA. Its product is annotated as histone H2A.1-like. The transcript is spliced from 2 exons. Bases 93 to 542 code for a protein of 149 amino acids. Gene Ontology annotation, cellular component: nucleosome. NCBI's taxonomy places the organism in Eukaryota, Viridiplantae, Streptophyta, Magnoliopsida, Rosales, Rosaceae. Gene Ontology annotation, molecular function: DNA binding; structural constituent of chromatin; protein heterodimerization activity. The record is from RefSeq and is a predicted model, not a curated record.